AUGGGAAACACCACAUCCUCACCAAACUUUCUAAAAAGGAGACGUAAAACAGUAAAUACUUCUCGAUAUUCUCGAUGCUAUGCUAUCGAAAAUACCGACUGUAAUAAUUUACCCAAUAAUGAUGAGGAAGUUAACAGAAUGGAAAUACAAAGUUUCUUACAUCGACAUAUGUGGAAAAAAGAUUUUUCCUCUCCUAUUGAAGAAAUUUUGAAUACUGGCGCUAAAAUUUUGGACAUUGGUUGCGGUGAUGGUGCGUGGUUAGCACAAAUGGCGACAGAGUUCCCAAGAUCAAGUUUCUUAGGAUUAGAUAUAUCUGCUAUCGAUCAAACAAAGUUUUAUCCUGGAAAUUUAUCAUUUAUACAGAGCAAUGUUCUCGAUGGGAUGCCUUUCGAGAAUAGUGAAUUCGAUUAUGUACAUAUGCAAAUGUUGUCAAUGGCCUUCACUGAGAAAGAAUGGAAUCAAAUUGUGAUACCUGAAAUGAUUCGAAUUACAAAAUCAGGAGGUUUUAUUGAAAUUAUGGAAGUUGACCUUCUACCUAAAAAUGCUGGUCCAAAUUAUAUAAAAGUUGCUCAAGGCUUGUUAAAAGAACUUCAAUCACGUGGCAUAAAUGGACGAAUAACUGAAUUACUACCAAGAAUGAUAGAGUCGACAAAAGCAAUAGUAAAUAUUCAACAAGAAAUAAAGACGCUUCCAAUUGGAAGUUGGGGUGGUGAAGUGGGUGAAAAGCAUCAAGAAAGUACAAUGAUUGUACUUCGAAAUUUUGCUCCUCAAUUAGCACAUGCAAUUGGCAUACCGACGUAUCAAUUUAACGGAUUACUUGCGAGUGCACGCGAGGAAAUGGACGAUGAAUGGAAAACUUUUGUAAAUUUUUUGAGAAUUUGGGGACAAAAAGUGUGA
Ambispora gerdemannii is the source of this 897-nucleotide messenger RNA. The record is from the annotation of a GenBank genome assembly. NCBI's taxonomy places the organism in Eukaryota, Fungi, Glomeromycota, Glomeromycetes, Archaeosporales, Ambisporaceae.